Lactuca sativa (garden lettuce) is the source of this 997-nucleotide messenger RNA. RefSeq lists its product as uncharacterized. Lineage: Eukaryota; Viridiplantae; Streptophyta; Magnoliopsida; Asterales; Asteraceae. The record is from RefSeq and is a predicted model, not a curated record.
UUUGGACUUUGGUUACGCCUGCUUUUUAUUUCCCUUUACAAAAUAAUUCUUGAAAACCCCCCUUUCGCUACAAACGCCAUAGCUGCCGCUGGUGCCAUCUUCUUCCUGCAUCAUUCCUCUAGUGAAGAACUUAAUAUCCGCUUGCUAGUGAUCGGAGCAUAACGGCGGUUGGGGUUUUGUAGGGGAAUUUGCAAUGGUGGUGCCUGCUCAUCUCACAGCUGAGGCUGUUAAUGAGCUUCGAGAAGGUAUCGAUCUGCUUCUUGGUCGAUGGAGUGCACUUCAGAUGGCUAUUCAGAACGAAUGGGGUGGACGUGACACUCGACAGAAAGCCCAACAACUUGCACUUGAUAUCUAUCACUGGCUAAUCAGACCUGCUGAGGCAUUAUAUGUAGAUGAUUUGGAGAAUUUACUUGAUGAUUUUAUGCUCUCUCUUAAUACAGAGAUCGAUGAUGGUAGCAUUGAGGAGAUAUCAGAGAAUCUAAUGAUCAUACAUGAAGAAUGUUUGGAAGGUAAUUUUGCCUCAAUCGAAAGACUAAGGCAAUCUGCUUCUCAAACUGCUAAUCAUCCCAUGCAGGUUGUGACUGGUGAUGAUGAUGAUGAUGAUGAUGAUGAUGAAUCUGAUUCAGGCUCAAGUUCAGGGGAUGAGCCAAUGGAUAUGGAAGAUGGAGUUGACCAUUUGACUGUUGGUGAACCAGGGAGGGGACCCACACCAAUGGUUGAUGCUGAUGGCUGGACUGUGGUCUCUUCUAGAAGAAAUAGAGGAGGGACGCGCUAAGCUUGUGUUUAUUUAAUAAAUAUAUAUUUACAGAAGUCAUUUUUGGAAAAGAGUGGUUCAUAUACAAAGUCUUGAUUUUGUUCUUUGUUAGUGGGGAUAGAUUUUUUUAUUUUUUAUUUUUUUUUAUUUAGGUAUUAUAAGAGUUUGUGGUUUAGUUUUACCAUGUGUUGGGUUUUGUAUGACAGUUAUUUGUUAUGCAGUUAAUAUGUGCUGUUUAGUUAA